AUGGUGACGAGAGGUUGUGGAAGGGGAAAGGAAAAGAAGCAGGGGACAGCGUGGAAGAACGCCGUAUGGAGCAAGGCGGGGGAUGGGGCAAGUUUAGUCAGUCAGAUGGCGCUAGGGGAGCUGGGGGGUGGAGAUUUGGAGCGUUGGCAGUGGGCACUCAAGAAGCGGCGAAACACCACAAAGUGUGACUUCACUACCACGGGGGAACUCGUAUUCAAAACCGUCCAGGAGGCCAACUUGCUUUGCCCACGUCCAAAGUCUCUGUUAGAUUUCACCUAA
Molecule: messenger RNA, 279 nt
Organism: Morchella importuna
Lineage: Eukaryota; Fungi; Ascomycota; Pezizomycetes; Pezizales; Morchellaceae
Exons: 5
Coding region: 1-279 (92 amino acids)
Source: RefSeq, a predicted model, not a curated record